AUCAGAGGCUUCAAAACACUCUAAGGCAACAAAGCUCUUCUGCAAACCUCUUUUUCAAUUAUUUGUUGAAGACCGCAACGGGAAAAUAUGGAGCAACAAGGGGAAGAAUAAGUGUUUCACAUCAAGUCUAUAAAAUAAGGAAGUUUCUGGCCUGUUGCUAUUCUGAGCCCCAGUGAAACCCCAAUCUUCCUCUUCCGCCUCUAUAUUGCAGAAGAUAUCAAACCGAAACUAGAAAAGCAUCAUAAUGAGAAUCCACACUCCAGAAAGCGUCACACUUGAGGAAGUUUCUGCGUGUCUUCUGGUUUUGCUCUGUUGUGCUCACAUCAACCCAACCCAUGGAUUUUCAUUAAACAACUGCACAAUCGGUUUCCCCUUCCAGUACUCUGGAAAUCUCAAGGUGAUGUGCAACAGGAUGGGCUACAGGGAGGUCCCUACACCGCUACCCAACAACACCGUCAUGCUGGACAUUUCCUUCAAUUCCAUCUCCAAGAUUCGUCAUUGGGAUUUCAUCAGACUCACACAUUUGAUCACAUUGAACAUGUCCCACAACAGGAUAUCUGAAAUAGAAGGCAGUGCUUUUAGUAGCUUGAGAAACUUAACAGAGCUCAACUUGUCCAACAACAAACUAAACAACGUGUCGGCCAGUCUCCUUAGCGGUCUCAUCAGUCUUUCUCAUUUAAUGCUCGACUCAAACUACAUUGAGACCAUCGAAAACCAGUCUUUUGUAUCUCUUUUCAAUCUGAGGUGUGUAAACCUCACUAAUAAUCGCUUGCAGCACAUUUCCAGACUCCAUGCCGUCCUUCAAGUACCGAAUUUGGAGAAUCUAUACUUGGGAAAGAACGGCUUCACAGUACUCAACUCGAGUGACGUCCCAUCGGCACUGCCCGCUUUAAAACUGUUGGAUUUAUCACUGAAUCCAUUGACAGUGUUCAAGAUAACAGAAAACAUCUUCCCUGCUCUUGAGUACUUGAACUUGUCACACUGUUUCUACAAAGGAUCUGUGGAUUGGAUGGUUUCAGACAAGACGUUCCUACACUCCGUCAAGACACUUAAUCUUAGUAAGAGUAAUAUUUCGCAGAAACAAAUGGCUCACAUUAUACAGAGUUUCUCAUCUGUUAUGUGGAUAAGACUAAAUGAUUUGAAGGGAUUUAAAGUCCGCAGAAUUUUACCGGAGGCAUGUUCUCCACCAUUGAGGGGUCUUACAUUUGAGGAUAACAAUCUGUCGGUACUAACUGACCAAACGCUUAGACCGUGUGCAAUCCUGAAUGAGUUACACCUAAGAAACAAUAGAAUAUCAAGGAUGUAUAAAUCAUCCUUCAAAGAUCUGAAAAACUUGACAGUGUUGCGUAUACAAAAGAACAAGUUGACGCAGUUGAACGGAACUCUUCAGGACCUUCCCAAGUUACAGUUACUCGACCUUCAUCUAAACCACAUCGAAAAUCUCGACUGUUCGGAUUUUGCUAAUCUAACAGAGUUAAGGACACUCUACCUUUAUUCUAACAGAAUUGUGACAGUCAAGGCAUGUAUAUUCAAACAUUUAGCAAGUCUAUAUGAACUCGAUUUGAGCACUAACAGCCUGUUAACGGUCGGUAACGCCUUCACAAACGGCCCCCGAAAUCUGAAGCAUCUGAAUUUGAGGUCCAACAAGUUAAGCAUCAUCCAAAACAACUCAUUUAAAUCUCUACGGUCCCUUCUAGUCUUGGAACUCGCAGAUAAUCAAAUUAUAGACAUUGAGCCAUACGGUUUCACAGGAAUGACACACUUAACAGAGCUUAAUUUUGCAUCAAACAAAAUCACAGAAAGAAAACUAAGAAACCACACAAUCUUCUCAAAUAUACCUAGCCUUCAGAAUCUGGAUAUGAGCUGCAAUUAUUUGUUGUACGAAAGUCACGAAGAGCUACAACAUCCUCCCUUUGCCUCUUUAACCGAACUGACAACGUUGGCGAUAAACAGUCAGCGUCGAGGGUUACGCUACAUACCUUCAAAUUUCCUGAAAGGCCUAAAACAUUUACAAGCCUUUUACGCCGGUAAUCUGAAUAUGGAACAUUUGCAUGUUGACACGUUUAGUCACACUCCCAAUCUUAUUAUCUUGGAUUUGUCCAGCAAUAAUUUUGCAGACAGACAUGCCUUAACAGCCAUGCUAUUUCAUCCAAUACCCGGACUACAGAAACUUACACUAGUCAGAGCUCACCUUCAGACGCUGGACUUCUUUUUGGAAGCAAAUCUCACCAAUCUUACAAAUCUACGUGCCAACAUCAAUGACCUUCAGCUGAUAAACCAAACUGUGAUCCAGUCCCUUCCUCAUUUAAAAUUCCUGGAUUUACAAUACAACAGUUUCACGUGUGACUGUAGUAAUGCCUGGUUCGUCGACUGGGCCAUCAGGAACAAUGACACUCAGGUGGCUUACCUUAACAUGUACAAAUGCCGUUACCCUCCGUCUCUAAGCGGAUCAAGUCUGGCCACCUUUGACACAGAAUCAUGCAACGUACAUUAUGACUUUGUCUGCUUUGUCUACAGUUUUUCUGCCACUAUCGUCACUAUGAUUAUUUCAUUCAUCUAUCACUUCCUAAGAUGGCAGGUGGUCUACGCAUAUUACCUCUUCUUAGCGUUUCUCAAUGACAGGAAGAGGAGAGGAAACAAAAAUCAUGGGUUCCGAUACGACGCCUUCAUUUCCUACAACGUCCGAGAAGAGCCUUGGGUUAUGGAAGAGCUUGUACCAAACCUAGAGGGUCAACACGGCAUGAAACUGUGUAUCCAUCACAGAGAUUUCCAGCCGGGCAAGGCCAUCAUCGACAACAUCGUAGACGGAAUAUAUAACAGCCGCAAAACCAUCUGCCUGAUCACGCAGAACUAUCUGAAAAGCGUUUGGUGCUCAAAUGAAAUACAGGUGGCCAGCUUCAGGCUCUUUGACGAACAGAAAGACGUUUUGAUUCUGGUUUUCCUUGAGGAUAUUCCCAUACACCAGCUCUCUCCGUAUUACAGAAUGCGGAAACUGGUUAAGAAGCGAACCUAUCUGCAGUGGCCCAAACCAGGAACAGAUACAAGACUCUUCUGGCAGAAACUUAAAAUGGCUAUCGAGACCAAGGAGUCCAUGGAAGAUGACACACAGAUUCUUUCUGGACAAGAAAAAGAAGAUCUUUAAUGAUCAAUGUUCUCGACAUGCCACUUGUUCUAUCUGAGAUGUCUACCAUUGAAACAAAAGUGAAGUAUAUGCUAAAUUGAAAUAUAUCUAAAAUUUACCCAGAUCAUUUAUUAAAACCAAUUUUGUAUUCAGCUACAAUUUGUCUUAUUAGUAAACAGUCAGCAAAGGAAGUUGCAUCAAAGUUCAUUGCACCAAAAGACAUUUUAAACUUGUACCUUACUUCUUAAUCUUACUUCUUAUUUUAAACGUGUACUUUUAUUCUCCUUAGUGAUAACCUAAAUCAGAGUGGUUAACUUGGUCAGCUAAAAGUCCCAGUGAACUGGAAGUUGAGAUCGUGUUUACUUCUGUAUUCUGACACAUUUCCGAGUGAAACGGAAUUCCGAAUGAGGAAAAAAUGCGGGCGUGGCUUGUUUUGAAAACAGCCAUUGCAUUUUGUAAUGGAACUGGCAGCAGACUGACAGUUGAAGGGGAGGAGUUAACGGAUGCUCCGCCCAAGCCGUCUAACUUACGUCAAUUAAGAUGGAUAGUCACUACAGGGCAGAAGUGCAUUUUCAGAUUUUAACUGAAGAUUAUGAGGGUACAUGAAUUUUAAGAAGAAACUGACCCAGAUCAGUAAGCUAUUUACUAU
Triplophysa rosa is the source of this 3770-nucleotide messenger RNA. Its product is annotated as toll-like receptor 13. Gene Ontology annotation, biological process: toll-like receptor signaling pathway; inflammatory response; immune response. Gene Ontology annotation, cellular component: membrane. The record is from RefSeq and is a predicted model, not a curated record. Gene Ontology annotation, molecular function: protein binding; transmembrane signaling receptor activity. NCBI's taxonomy places the organism in Eukaryota, Metazoa, Chordata, Actinopteri, Cypriniformes, Nemacheilidae. The coding region runs from base 245 to 3142 and encodes 965 amino acids. The transcript is spliced from 2 exons.